Molecule: messenger RNA, 1718 nt
Organism: Mycotypha africana
Lineage: Eukaryota; Fungi; Mucoromycota; Mucoromycetes; Mucorales; Mycotyphaceae
Exons: 4
Coding region: 179-1480 (433 amino acids)
Source: RefSeq, a predicted model, not a curated record
GACCCUUAUUUACUUAAUUGUUAUCAAAGAGGAUUUGUUGCUCUUUUUUGAUAUUUUAAACGGGCUGUUUACGAGGACUAGUUAUCAGUGAAGAACAACCAAAUAUCAGUAGGUUUUUUAAGGCACUUCUCAAUCAGCAAGGAAGAACUCGAAAAACUCUCAUACAAACGUAACCCUUAUGGACGACUGGUCACUGAGGGAAAACAGUGACUCCCAUGUUGGGGUCAACGGCUAUGUCGAUAAUAUGCAAUUUUUAUGGAAGUUUCAGCCUUUGAUUCCAGCGAAUGAAGGCGAUGCUUCACAAUCCUUUGCCGAUCUCAAUACAUCUAAUUCUACGACAGAUCUUCCAGACGAAAAUGAUGAUUUAGUAGAUAAGCUGUUUCGAGAGAGCUUGGCUAUGCAAAACAUACAAGAACCUGAGGCAACGGAUUUGAACAGUCAUAAUCACCAGCAACAAGUACAACAGCCACAACAAUCCCAGCAAUCACAGAACAAUACACUCCAGAUGCUGUUGUCCUCCCCUCCUCAUCCUAUUCAUAUGGAUUUGAAUUCAACGCCCGAGAAAAUUAAUGAUACGGCAUCUGUUAUCGGUAGCAAACGUCCAAGGUCUCCCGUGCUGAUGGAUGAAUAUCCAUUUACUCGUAACCCGCUACCAGCUGUCUCGUCGCAAUCGAUACCACAGCCACCGCAAUCUGUACCAGCACAGACAGCGAUGCGAACACGGGGCUCUAUAGAGCCCUUAUCUCAUCCACAGCAAAAUCACUUCCUUCAAAAUCAAACGACAGAAACGUUCUCUCCAUUUAGUCAACAUAAACCCAAUACAGGAUAUAAUUCAAUAUCGCCCAUGCAACACCAUCUACCUGCUGUUCAAGCGUCUUCUUCUACACCGACUGCAGGAAUUACAGCUACAAAAGUAAUGGAUGCAACGGCUACUAACACAUCAGCCGCUGCUUCUUCAAUUAGUAGUAACUAUAAUCAGAAACAAUCAGAUGGAACCUAUAAUAACACUAUCGUAAACACCUCACCUGUGAACCCUUCAUACCAGCAGUUAACAUUGAACCCUCCAUCGCCUCACACACCAGUUAAUUAUAAUUCUCCUACAGUAUCGUAUCGAAACAACCAUGUACCAACAACUCUCGCUGAAACGAGCACCGUAUCACAAUUCCCUUUUUCUGCUUCUAAUGGAGGCUCAAUGAAUACAGUAGUAUCUCCUUCAUCUCCACCACCAAUUUCCUCGGGCACAACAAAAUCUAUGGCAGCACAACCAUAUAUUUUACAAAAUCAGCAUCACCAGCAGCAGCAGCAAUAUCAACAGCAACAGCAACAGCAACAGCAACAGCAACCGCAACCGCAACAGCAACCGCAACCGCAACCGCAACACAACCGCACCAACAAUAUCAGCAACGGCCACAGCAGCAACAGUUUUUGCAAAAACCACAAGCACAGCAGUAUCAACAAACUCUGCAACAGCAACAAUUAAAGCAUAAUCAGUCUUUUCAACAACAACAGCCUCAGCAACCAGCACAACUGACACAACCGCAAUUGUCACAGCCAUCACAACAACCGAUGCCACAAACUUCGGCUUACAUCCCACAACAUAUACCACAGCGACCCACGCAGCAGGCUUCGCAGCAGACAGCACAGCAAUCCUCACAGCAAUUUUCGCAGCAGUCAACGCAGCCUUUGCAAUCGCCACUUUUACGGAUCCAGCAACAACC